CUGAGGAAAUUGUUAAAGCCUCAGGGAAGAGAGCGGGAGAGGAAGAGAGACAGAUACACAGCCCUGAAGCAGGGAAACUCCCUCCUUGGUCUUUUUUCAUAGGGUGGAGGACAGACAAAAGAGUGCGCCCAGCAGGCUUUUAGACCGGCUAAAGCUCUGCCAACCGUGAUUUCAUUUCCAACAGGAUCAGGAGUUUAGUCAGUUUGCAGUUCAUCUUUUACGGUAAACAACGCCAUCGAUGGGGUUUGUAAAAAGGGUGAGGCACAACAAAUGUGUUUUUCUUGGCUGGUAAAAUCUGAACAGGAAUUUCUGUAGGCUGAGAACGCUACAGCCGGACAACUGACGAGGACACAAUCUAAAGAACGAUACAUUGAAUACAAUCCAAGGUAACCAUGCCAUCUGGAGGAAACCAAUGGAGCAACAUCGUUCUGUUUACAUUAGCUUUGGCAGUCAUGUUGGAGGUCUGUAGGGUCCAGGGCUGCCGGACUGGCUCAGGGUCAGAGUGUGAGAAAGCCCCCUUUGUCCCGGGCCACAACCUGGCAGGGGAGGGUUUUGAUGUGGUGCGGAUGCGUCGAACGGGGGCAUACGUCAUCAAUGUCAAAGCUCAUCUGGCUGACAACAACACCUGUACACUCUGUCCAAACCGCUUCCAAGGAGGACAGAUUCAGAGGCUCCCAGCUGCAGUGCUCGACUGGCGUCCCUUCAGCCGCUGCAGUAAGCAGCUUUCCAGUGCCCUCCACCACUCUGUGGACUCCCUGCUGCGUAGCUCCAACUCUCUGGUUAACAACAACUGGGGUGUGGGCUUGAGUUUAGAUAAUAUUGGCAAGGCACUGCUGGGAGGAAGCCGCUCAGACCUGGCAAAGUUUGCUCGUUCGCAGCACAGCGUGGACAAGGCCACUUUUGCCAUCCAUGAGAUCAGUUGCACCUACUACAGCUACAGGCUGGCUGAUCAUCCCCCGCUGAGCACAGAGUUCACCAAACAUCUGAUGAGACUGCCACAGAACUUAAAUACGAGCCAGAACAAAGCCUUAUACAGACGGCUGAUAGACACCUACGGAACACACUACAUACACCAGGUCCAGCUUGGUGGUAAGGUGAGGCGAAUCACUGCCUUCAGGACCUGCCUGGCCACACUGAAGGGUUUCUCAGAGUCCGACAUCAAAAACUGCCUGAACUUUGAGCUCCGAAUGGCUCUUGGUUUCCUCCCUGGCAAUGCAUCCUUGUCCAACAAGUGUGACAACCUCCUGAAGGGUAACAUGAGCAUGGGCUUCUACCAAGGCUUUAUGACACAUAAGAUUGAGGUUACUGGAGGAGAGAGGUACUUCCCUGACAUCCUCUACCAGGAGGACCCGUCUGAAGCAUACCAGAGCUGGAUGAACAGCCUCCACGACAACCCUGAUGUGGUUUCUUAUGCCAUCUUCCCUCUGCAUCAACUGGUGGACGACACACAGAUCAGUGCUAAUCUGAGAAGCACUAUCUCAGAGUAUAUUAAAGAUAACCAGCUGCAGGCGGAGCAGGCUGGUUUCAAGAACUGCUCCCCCACACCCAACCUGGACCAUAACUGCUGUCCUCUGCGGGCUGGCAGAGGAACUCUCAGACUAGAGAUCCACAGGGCUGCAGGUUUGAGGGCAGACACCUUCACGAAAACCGACGCCUAUGUGAAGAUCUUCUACAACGGUAUGUACGAAGAGACGGAGACGGUGAUGGACAACAAUGACCCAGUGUGGAAUGUGUCCUAUGACUUUGGAUCGGUGGAACUAGGUCGGGCUUUGAGGUUUGAAGUCUGGGAUAGAGAUGUGCUUUAUAAUGACAUGGCGGGUAUAUGUGUUGUCUUCCCUGAGCGAGGAUCUCGUGCUCUGAGCUGUCAGCUGAGCAAAGGAGUUCUCUAUUUCACCUACACAGUCAAAUGUGAUGCUCACCUCACAGGCUAUAGGUGUGGACGAUACUCCCCCAACGCAGAGUAGAUUAUUAGAUUACAAUGAUUUGAUGUAGAUUUCAGUACUUACUUUAUACAUAAUAUUAAACUUUUAAGUAUUAGUUUUUCAGUAAGAGCUAGUCAACUGUCAUUUCCUAUAACUAGUAAACUCAAUAGUUGUUCAAGUGUUUGCUAUGUAAAUAUCUUGUAAUAUAUCAGUAUUAACAAACCAAAAUUAAAGUCCUUGUGCAUCCAGUGCACGAAAUAAAGUUAUUUUGAUUUCGAA
Messenger RNA from Epinephelus lanceolatus (giant grouper), 2201 nucleotides. RefSeq names its product perforin 1.5 (gene prf1.5). The record is from RefSeq and is a predicted model, not a curated record. Gene Ontology annotation, biological process: T cell mediated cytotoxicity; defense response to virus; immunological synapse formation. Gene Ontology annotation, cellular component: membrane attack complex; membrane. Gene Ontology annotation, molecular function: wide pore channel activity. Lineage: Eukaryota; Metazoa; Chordata; Actinopteri; Perciformes; Serranidae.